Molecule: messenger RNA, 1077 nt
Organism: Phaedon cochleariae (mustard beetle)
Lineage: Eukaryota; Metazoa; Arthropoda; Insecta; Coleoptera; Chrysomelidae
Source: the annotation of a GenBank genome assembly
AUGGCAUUGGUGGCUUACGAUUACGAUAGCAAUAGUGAUAACGACGAAGACACUCCAACAAUUAACCAAGUCGUAGAGCCUGAAAAGCAAGUGUCUUCUGAAAUUAUUGAAAACAAAAUCACUCCAGCUCUAUCAGAUAUUGAGAGCACAAAGGAUCUUGGCGACAUAGUAACUACAAAUAAAACUACUUUAUUCUCGAAUUUACCAGAAUCAAGAGCAUGUCCCAAGGAUACUCUCAAAGAAGAUAAGAUUGAAGACUUCAUUCCAAGAGUAGACCAGGUCAUCAAGGAAAAACAAAAAGUCAAGAUAACCAUACCUUCCCUAUCUCAAUUUGCAGAUGAUGAAAAUGAUGAACCAGAUCAAAAAAAGAAGAAAUAUUCAUCUUCAGUAGGAAGUGGUCUCAUUUCACUAUUGCCUCCAGUUAAAGGUAGCAUUAUCUCAACAAAAAGCUUUGUACCUAAAGUUAUUGCUGAUAGAAACAAGAGUGUAAAACACAAUGCCAAUUCAAAUCUAGUACCAAAUGCACUUAGAAAAAAGGCUGAAGCUAAAAAAGCAAUGCUGCUACUCAAAAUGCAAGAGCAAAAAGGAAAAAUUGCCCUUAGUGAUAAUGAAAGUGAUGAUGAUAUUGAUAUGCCAGAGACAUUUGAUGAUGAAAUGUGGGAGAAAGUUUGUGGUAACCCUAAACCCAAAAAGGUCAUUGAAGAGCCACAAUUACAUCCACAGCAAGAAAUAAUUGACCUUGCUCCAGAACCUGAGAAGCCCUAUGAUGGCUUGGACAAUAAAGCAUUCAAAGAACUAGUUGGUAAAACAAAACGUCCAAUUGGCAAUAUCAAAUUGAUAGACAUUAAUGAAGAAGAAAUAAUGCCAGACAAGGAUCUGUGGUUGACUAAAUCACUCACAGACCCAGAAAUGGCACCAAAACCUCAAUCUGAUGAUUCUGUAGAUCCUACAAGAAGGAGGAAACACCAUAUCACCUAUUUGGCCCAACAAGCUAAGGCAAAUGAGCAAGAACUGCAAAAUGCUUGGGCUGCUAGUAAAAACAAUAGGACAGCUUCAAGGGCUAAAUAUGGAUUCUGA